AUGAUUUCCAUCCCCAAGACCGCCUUGAUCGUGGGUGUCUUCCUGGCCCAACUCUCUUCAGCGGCUGUGAUCCAGCGACGAGAUGGCUACCAUUAUCGACCCCACGUGCUUCAUCCGGUCUGGGAUGACGAGGCAGCAACAGCCACCACGAGCACUACCAAAGUCGCCAUUCCCGAACCGAAAACCAACUCCCCAGCCACGCAGAGAUCUGCCAUCACCACCUCCAGCACUGCCCAAGCCGCAAGCCCCCGGUCCGAGGGGGCCCCCUGGCAACCAGCCGCCGGAUCUACCUGGCAAAUCGAACUGAGCGGCAUCGUGACCGACACCACAUAUGUGGCGGACGUGUGGGAUCUCGAUCUCUUCGAUGUCCCCCAGACGACCAUCGACGCUCUUCACGCCGCUGGCAAGAAGGUCAUCUGCUACUUUUCCGCGGGGAGCUUCGAAGACUGGCGCUCGGAUGCCGCCGACUUCCAAGAGACCGACAAGGGAUUGGCCAUGGAGGGCUGGGCGGGGGAGUGGUGGCUCGACACCCGUACCGCCAACGUGCGGUCCAUCAUGGCAUCCCGGAUCGCGCUCGCCAAGUCCAAGAACUGCGACGCCGUUGAUCCCGAUAACGUGGACGGCUUCGGAAACGCCAACGGGGUCGGCCUCACCGAGGCCGACGGCGUCGACUUCCUCAACUACCUUGCGGAUACCGCUCACGCGCAGGGCCUGUCCAUCGGUCUCAAGAACGCGGCCGCCCUCGUCGACUCCGUCCUCGACAAGAUGCAGUUCCACGUGAACGAGCAGUGCAUCGAGUACGACGAGUGUGGCCUCUUCACACCGUUCAUCAAUGCUGGCAAGCCGGUUUUCCACAUCGAGUACCCCGAGGUCGUUGCGAGUGCCCCCGCCGUCGACGCCGAGGUCAAGUCGCAGCGGUGCGUUGCUGCAAACAGCAGCGGCUUCUCCACCGUACUGAAGAAGGAGAACCUGGAUGCUUGGAUCGAUGCGUGCUAG
Drepanopeziza brunnea f. sp. 'multigermtubi' MB_m1 is the source of this 996-nucleotide messenger RNA. RefSeq lists its product as uncharacterized. NCBI's taxonomy places the organism in Eukaryota, Fungi, Ascomycota, Leotiomycetes, Helotiales, Drepanopezizaceae. The record is from RefSeq and is a predicted model, not a curated record.